This is a messenger RNA of Pseudogymnoascus verrucosus, 3012 nucleotides long. RefSeq lists its product as uncharacterized. The coding region runs from base 253 to 3012 and encodes 919 amino acids. Lineage: Eukaryota; Fungi; Ascomycota; Leotiomycetes; Thelebolales; Thelebolaceae. Gene Ontology annotation, biological process: carbohydrate metabolic process. The transcript is spliced from 4 exons. The record is from RefSeq and is a predicted model, not a curated record.
CACGGACUGGCGGGGAACGACGAGCGAGCGAGCGAGCGAGCGAACAGCUACCCGGGUUCGAUCCCCCAUUAAUCCGCCGCACACGCAACGUCCGCCCUUCCCGCAGUACAUACAUACAAAAAAAAAGACCACUGCGCUACCCUCAACGACGAACUACUACCUACCUCUUAUCGCUCUGGACUAGAGCUGCUACUACGUUGUUUGGAGAAGAGAAGAGACGUCUAGCACUACACCGUUUGUUUCGUUGUCGUCAUGGUCGGCGCGGAGGGGAAGUCGAUGUUAGGAGAAGCGGCGGAGAAGCUGGGGUUCAAGGCGAGGGAGGAGAGGGGCGUGGGAGCGCAGACUGCUGCUCCUGUUGAUGCCGGCGCGGCGGCGGCGAAGGAAGAUGUCCCCGCUGUGACGACGCUGAGGAAUAGGGCGGGGGAGAGUAGGAGUCCUUAUGUGCGUGGGCAUAUGAAUAAUCCAGUUGCGUGGCAGAUUUUUGGGGAUGAGGCGAUUGAGUUGGCGAAGAAGCAGAAUAAAUUGUUGUUUAUUAGUAUUGGGUAUAGCGCUUGCCAUUGGUGCCACGUAAUGGAGAAAGAAUCCUUCGAGAACGACGAAGUCGCCGCGAUCCUCAACAAGGACUUCAUCCCCAUCAAGAUCGACCGCGAAGAGCGCCCAGACAUCGACCGCAUCUACAUGAACUUCGUGCAAGCCACGACCGGGUCCGGCGGCUGGCCUCUCAAUGUCUUCGUCACCCCGACCCUCGAGCCGGUGUUUGGAGGCACGUACUGGCACGGCCCGCACUCCAACACCCCCCAGCUCGAACUCGAGGACCACGUCGACUUCCUCGGCAUCCUCAGCAAGCUCUCCCAAGCCUGGCGCGAGCAGGAAUCCAGAUGCCGUCUCGAUUCCGCGCAGAUCCUACAGCAGCUCAAAGACUUCGCCGCAGAGGGCACUCUCGGCGGCGGCAGCGCUACCAAAGCGGGCGCCGAGCCAGCAGCAGGGGGGUUGGAUCUCGAUGUCAUCGAUGAGGCCUACCAGCACCUCAUGUCCACCUUCGACACGACCAACUCCGGCUUCGGCGCCGCGCCCAAGUUCCCCACGCCCAGCAAACUGUCCUUCCUGCUCCGGCUGCCGCAUUUCCCGCAGCCGGUCCUUGAUGUUGUCGGCGCGGAGGAGGUCAAAUCUGCGCAGUUCAUGGCGCUUUCCAGCCUGCGCGCCAUGGCGAGGGGAGGGAUCCACGAUCACAUCGGCCACGGCUUCUCGCGCUACAGCGUCACGGCGGACUGGUCGCUGCCGCACUUUGAGAAAAUGCUGUACGACAACGCGCAGCUGCUGCAUGUGUACCUGGACGCCUUUCUCGGGCUGCAGAAACCGGACGCGGAGCUUCUGGGCGUUGUUUACGAUCUCGCUGCGUAUUUGACUUCUGCGCCCAUUGCGAGAGAGGGGGGCGGAUUUUACAGCUCCCAGGAUGCGGAUUCGUUUUACCGCAAGGGGGAUAAGGAGACGCGCGAGGGGGCGUACUACGUCUGGACUGCGCGCGAGCUGGAGACUCUCCUCCCCAGCGGCGGCGCGGCGGAUAUCGUAUCCGCGUUCUUCGGUGUGAGUCCCGAUGGCAAUGUAGCGCCUAGCCACGACGUGCACGACGAGUUCAUCAACCAGAACGUCCUCCGCAUCGCCUCCACCCCCUCGCAACUCGCGUCGCAAUUCGGCAUCUCCGAGUCCGAGGUCGUGGAGACGAUCAAGGCCGCGAAGCGCACCCUUCUCGCGCACCGAGAAGCCGAGCGCGUCGCUCCGAAUCUGGAUGAUAAGAUUGUAUGCGCGUGGAACGGGAUAGCGAUUGGGGCGCUGGCGCGCGCGGGAUCGUCGCUGAGGGAGGUGGAUGGGGAGAUGUCGGAGAAGUGUCUUGAUGCUGCGAUUAGGGCGGCGAGGUUCGUGAGGAGGGAGAUGUAUGAUGAGGAUGCUAAGACGCUGAGGAGGGUGUGGCGCGAUGGGCCGGGGGAGACGGCGGGGUUUGCGGAUGAUUAUGCGUUUUUGGUUGAGGGGCUGCUGGAACUGUAUGAGGCGACGUUUGAGGAUGAGUGGGUUAGGUGGGCUGAUGAGCUGCAGGCAACCCAAAUAACCCACUUCCUCGACCCCCUCUCCUCCGGCUUCUUCGCCACCGCUGCCGCCGCCCCACACACCAUCCUCCGCCUCAAAGACGGCAUGGACGCCUCCGAACCCUCCACCAACGGCGUCUCGGCCUCGAACCUGUUCCGGCUCGCCAGCCUGCUGGGGGACGACAAGUACGAAGCUCUUGCGAAGGAGACGGUGAGCGCGUUUGAGGCGGAGAUUAUGCAGUAUCCGUGGUUGUUUGGCAGUUUUAUGCCUAGUGUUGUGGCGGGGGUGACGGGGGUUAGGGGGGUGGUGAGGGUGGGGGCGGGGGAGCCGGUUGUGCCUGGCGUGACAGCAGGUACGGCAGCUCCUAUGGUGGAGACUGGUGUUUCUGCUCCUGCUCCUGCUGCUGAUGCGGCUGCUCCUGCGCCCGCGUCUGCGGCAGCGGAUGGUACCGCAGUUGCUGUUCCUGCAACAGCUGGUGCUGAGCCAGCUAUCCCCGCUGCUGCGGACGCUUCCACGACCGGUAUCACGACAGCUGUCGCGGAUUCUGUCAUGGAUGUUGUCACGGGAUCUUCCACCGACGCUUCCACGACCACAGACACCCCCACCAGCAUCCCCAGCGCGACCGACGUAACCCCACCACGACACCCCAUAGCCCUCGACACCACGCCUUCAGGCGGCCUCGUCGAAGCCGGGGAGACACCCCACCCCGCCCCUAAGGCUGGGACGAAACUACCGCCGUGGCCGAGGCCGAAGGCGAAGGGGGGGAUCGAGACGGUGAGUUUUGUGGGGGGCGGGUAUGGGGCGUGGAUUGGGGGGAGGAGUAGGGGGUUAGGGGAGCUGGCGGAGGGAGGGAAGGGCGAGAGGGUGUUGGUUUGUGAGGGGGGGGUGUGUAGAGAGGUGAAGGGGGACGAGGUGGAAGAGGUUUGGUGA